AUGCCGGCUCUGCCAGCACUGCUGCUGUCGAUUAACGUCGCCGUCCUGCUGCUGACCAUGGCACCGCUCUCCUUCUGCCAGGCCAACACGCUCUCUGCCGUCCGCAUGGCGGCCAUCUUGGACGACCAAUCCGUGUGCGGCCGUGGCGAGCGUCUGGCGCUGGCGUUGGCGAGGGAGAACAUCAACAAUCUGAUGGAGGGUUCAUCCCAGGCGAGAGUGGAGGUGGACGUCUACGGCCUGCAGAAGGACUCCCAGUACGAGACCACAGAAACCAUGUGUCAGAUCCUGCCGAAGGGCGUGGUCUCUGUGAUCGGCCCCGCCUCCAGCCCCGCCUCCGGCUCCACCAUCAGUCACAUCUGCGGAGAGAAAGAGAUCCCUCAUGUGAAGAUCGGUCCAGAGGAGACUCCCAAGCUGCCGUACCUUCGCUUCGCCUCGGUGUCGCUCUACCCGAGUAACGAAGACCUGAGCCGGGCCAUCGGUUCCAUCCUGAGAUCCUUCGGGAACCCGACGGCCAGUCUGAUCUGUGCCAAGGCCGAGUGCCUGCUGCGAUUGGAGGAGCUGGUCCGCCGCUUCCUCAUCUCCAGGGAGACGCUGUCGGUUCGGAUGCUGGACGACAGUCUGGACCCGACUCCGCUGCUGAAGGAGAUCAGAGACGACAAAGUGGCGACCAUCAUCAUCGAUGCCAACGCCUCCAUCUCCUACCACAUCCUGAGGAAGGCCAGUGAGCUCGGCAUGACGUCGGCUUUCUACAAAUACAUCCUGACCACCAUGGACUUCCCUCUGCUUCAUUUGGACGACGUGGUGGACGAGCAGUCCAACAUUUUGGGUUUCUCCAUGCUGAACUGCAGCCAUCCGUUCUACCUGGAGUUCAUCAGGAGCCUCAACCUGUCGUGGAAGGAAGGAUGUGACAUCAGCCCGUAUCCCGGACCAGCGUUGUCGUCGGCUCUGAUGUUCGACGCCAUCCACGUGGUGGUGAGCGCCGUGCGAGAGCUGAACCGCAGUCAGGAGAUCGGAGUGAAGCCGCUGAGCUGCAGCACGCCGCUCAUCUGGCAACACGGGACGAGCCUCAUGAACUACCUACGCAUGGUGGAGUACGACGGUCUGACGGGUCACAUUGAGUUCAACAGCAAAGGUCAGAGGACCAAUUACACGCUGAAGAUCCUGGAGAAGCAUCCUGGGGGCCAUAAAGAGAUCGGUACCUGGUUCUCCAACAACACGUUGGCCAUGAACUCGACGUCUCUGGAUCUCAACGCGUCGGAGACGCUGGCCAACAAGACGCUGAUCGUCACCACGAUACUGGAAAACCCGUACGUGAUGCGUAAGUCCAACUAUCAGGAUUUCCAUGGUAACGAGCAGUACGAGGGUUUCUGCGUGGACAUGCUGCGAGAGCUAGCAGACAUCCUAAAGUUCAACUUCCGGAUCAAGCUGGUGGACGACGGACUGUACGGAGCACCGGAGCCCAACGGCAGCUGGACGGGGAUGGUGGGAGAACUCAUCAACAGGAAAGCAGACCUGGCAGCGGCCGGCUUCACCAUCACCUCAGAAAGAGAGAAAGUGAUCGAUUUCUCCAAACCCUUCAUGUCUCUGGGGAUCAGCAUCCUGUACCGAGUUCAUCUGGGUCGUAAACCAGGUUACUUCUCCUUCCUGGAUCCUUUCUCUCCGGCUGUCUGGCUCUUCAUGCUGUUGGCUUACCUCGCUGUCAGCUGCGUCCUCUUCCUCGCCGCCAGGUUGAGCCCCUAUGAGUGGUACAACCCUCACCCGUGUCUUCGGGAGCGUCGGGACGUUCUGGUGAACCAGUACACACUGGGAAACAGUCUGUGGUUCCCAGUUGGAGGUUUCAUGCAGCAGGGAUCAGAGAUUAUGCCCCGAGCUCUGUCCACCCGCUGCGUCAGUGGAGUCUGGUGGGCGUUCACUCUCAUCAUCAUCUCGUCCUACACGGCCAACCUGGCAGCGUUCCUGACCGUUCAGAGGAUGGAGGUUCCCAUCGAGUCUCCGGACGACCUGGCGGACCAAACCAACAUCCAGUACGGGACGAUCCACGGAGUCACCAUGACCUUCUUCAUGAACUCUCGGUACCAGACGUACCAGCGGAUGUGGAUCUACAUGUACUCCAAGCAGCCCAGCGUGUUCGUGAAGAGCACGGAGGAAGGCAUCGCCCGCGUCCUCAACUCUAAGUAUGCCUUCCUGAUGGAGAGCACCAUGAACGAGUACUACCGAAGCCUCAACUGCAACCUCACGCAGAUCGGAGGCCUGCUGGACACCAAAGGAUACGGCAUCGGGAUGCCGCUGGGCUCUCCGUACAGAGACGAGAUCACUUUGGGGAUCUUACAGCUGCAGGAGAGCAACCGGCUGGAGAUCCUGAAGAGACGCUGGUGGGAAGGAGGACAGUGUCCCAAAGAGGAGGACCACCGAGCCAAAGGUCUCGGCAUGGAGAACAUCGGUGGGAUCUUCGUGGUCCUGAUCUGCGGCCUCAUCAUCGCCGUCUUCGUGGCCAUCAUGGAGUUCGUGUGGUCGACGCGCCGCACCGCAGAGACGGACGAGGUAUCAGUGUGUCAGGAGAUGCUGACGGAGUUUCGUAACGCCGUUUCCUGUAAGAAGAGUUCUCGUUCUCGGCGCCGUCGUCCUCUGAGCAGUUCUGGAGGCGGAGUCCUGCGCCACCCGUCCCGCCUGGCCCUGGCGGCGCCGCGGCCCAUCCGCCUGGUCCGUGAGAUGCGUCUGAGCAACGGGAAACUGUACAGCGGCUCCGGGCCUCUGACGGGGGGGCUGGGGUCCAGUAUGGGGGCCGGGAUGGGCAGAGGUUCAGACCUGGGCCCGGGGCCUCAGAGGCUCCUGGAGGACCCGUUAGGUAUGAACGCCACCACCAGCACGCCGCCCCCCCCUCCGACCCUGAUGGCCCCCCCUGCCCCGCCGCGAGGCUUCCUGCAGAGCUGCAGCCACGUGCGCAUCUGUCAGGAGUGCCGGCGGAUUCAGAGCCUCCGGCCGACCGCGCUCACUCCCCCCCCUCCCCCUCCCCCGCUGCCCCGCCUCCCCCCCCCGCCCCCCCCGAUCCCGUCCGACAGAGCCGACAGCGACGGGGGCGGGGGGUUGGUGCCGAGCCCGCGGCACGACAACACCAAACCGGCGCCACCGCCCAGACCGGUGCCCCCCGCCAAGACGCCCACACACCCGCCCACAGACCUACUGGGGGGGCACAACUGA
Messenger RNA from Scomber scombrus (Atlantic mackerel), 3198 nucleotides. RefSeq names its product glutamate receptor ionotropic, kainate 5-like. The record is from RefSeq and is a predicted model, not a curated record. Gene Ontology annotation, cellular component: kainate selective glutamate receptor complex; postsynaptic membrane; presynaptic membrane. Gene Ontology annotation, biological process: monoatomic ion transport; modulation of chemical synaptic transmission; synaptic transmission, glutamatergic. Gene Ontology annotation, molecular function: transmitter-gated monoatomic ion channel activity involved in regulation of postsynaptic membrane potential; kainate selective glutamate receptor activity. Lineage: Eukaryota; Metazoa; Chordata; Actinopteri; Scombriformes; Scombridae.